This is a messenger RNA of Spea bombifrons (plains spadefoot toad), 1980 nucleotides long. RefSeq names its product flavin-containing monooxygenase 5-like. The record is from RefSeq and is a predicted model, not a curated record. Bases 117 to 1733 code for a protein of 538 amino acids. NCBI's taxonomy places the organism in Eukaryota, Metazoa, Chordata, Amphibia, Anura, Pelobatidae. Gene Ontology annotation, molecular function: N,N-dimethylaniline monooxygenase activity; NADP binding; flavin adenine dinucleotide binding. The transcript is spliced from 9 exons.
CUAUGGUUGUUAGCUUACCAUCCAAAGAGUUAAAGACAAUACACAGAAUCUAAACAGAGAAGGUGCUGCAAGCAACAAAUCAGGAAAUCUUUGCUUACAUUCAGACUAAAAGACUGAUGCAGGUAAAGCACAGACAGGACACAAUGGGCAAGAAGGUUGCUGUGAUUGGAGCUGGAGCCAGUGGUCUGGUUGCCAUUAAAUCUUGUCUGGAUGAAGGUUUGGAACCUACCUGCUUUGAGAAAUCUGAUGACAUUGGUGGUCUAUGGAGGUUCAAAGAAGAUCCCGAAGAAGGCAGAGCAAGUAUCUACAAGUCUGUUAUUAUUAACACGUCCAAAGAGAUGAUGUGUUACAGUGAUUUUCCCAUUCCUGAUGAUUUCCCAAAUUAUAUGCACAACUCUAAGAUCUUCAAUUAUUUCAAAAUGUAUGCUGAGCAUUUCCAGCUGACAAAAUACAUCCAGUUCAAGACAAUCGUUUGUAGCAUAAAGAAGCGUCCAGACUUUUCUACAACCGGCCAGUGGGAUGUUGUCACUGAAAAUGAGGGCAAGCAGGCAACGGCUGUAUUUGAUGCUGUCCUAGUUUGCAGUGGACACCACACAAAUGCCCAUCUCCCGCUGGAUUCUUUCACAGGCAUUGAGAAGUUUAAAGGACAGUACAUACAUAGUCGAGAUUACAAAGAUCCGGAAGCAUUUAAAGGAAAAAGAGUGAUCGUAGUCGGAAUUGGCAACUCUGGCGGUGACAUUGCAGUGGAGCUCAGUAGGACAGCUGAACAGGUCUUUUUAAGUACCAGAAGAGGAUCCUGGGUUUUGAAUCGGGUCUCGGACUAUGGUUAUCCCGUGGACAUGAUUGUCCUUACUCGAUUCUUAAAUACUCUUAAACACUUAUUACCUACUUCCUUACUGAACUGGAUUGGCGAAUCCGAGAUAAAUAAGAGAUUUGACCAUGCUACUUAUGGCCUGAAACCUAAACACAGAAUAUUUAGCCAGCACCCGAUGGUGAAUGAUGAUCUUCCAAACCGUAUUAUUGCGGGUACAGUGGUCAUAAAGUCUAACGUGGUCAAAUUCACUGAAACAGAUGCCAUUUUUGAAGACGGAAGUGUGGAGAAAAACAUUGAUGCUGUAAUUUUUGCAACUGGCUAUAGCUUUGAUUUUCCUUUCUGUGAACAUCUCAGAGUCCAAAAGAACAAGAUCUCCUUGUAUAAAUAUGUUUUCUCUCCAGAGCUUGAAAAACAAACCCUAGCUGUCAUUGGCUUAAUACAGCCACUUGGUGCCAUAAUGCCUAUUUCAGAACUCCAGUGCCGGCUUGCUACCAGGGUUUUCAAUGGUAAUCAGUUACUGCCAUCUGUUAGUGCCAUGAAGGAAGAUAUCCAGAGAAAGAAGGAAGAAAUGGAAAACCGCUAUGUGAGCAGCCAACGCCACACCAUACAAGUGGACUAUAUGGAAUAUAUGGAUGAACUUGCAGAGUUAUUAGGCGUAAGACCAAACAUAGCAAGCCUUUUUUUUACUGAUCCAAAGCUAGCCUGGCAAGUUUUUUUUGGACCAUGUACACCGUACCAGUAUCGGCUUUUUGGGCCUGGAAAGUGGGACAAGGCAAGGAAAGCCAUCCUGACUCAAUGGAAUCGAGCUUUGAAACCACUGAGAACUCGACAUAUAGACUCUCCCAAAGGAAGUCCUAUAGUGAAUUUAAUCAUUAUAGGGAUAGUGGUGCUUCUUGCCGCUGUUGUCUUUUACUAUUGAUUGGAAGUAGGAUAAAUUAUAUAAUAUUCUGCAAGGGUUAACCAUAUUUGCCUAUUUCAAAGUGAGAUGACUACUUUUAGGACUUUUCCUAUUCUAUUGAAUUGUGUAUCAGUAAAUACAGUAAUGACAACUGAAUGUGUCUUCUUUGAAGAAGUCCUACUUCUAAAAGUUGAACGAUUUUUUUUUCUGCUUUACACAUAUUGACAUAUUCUAUCUUUACUUUUAAGAAACAAAAUGUAAAUGCGUU